CCACGACGCCCCCCCCGCCCCCGCCGGCCCGCUCAUCGAGUCCAGGACCGCGCAGCAGCGGGACAGGGCCCUCUGCCAGAUGGUCGCCCACAUGAGCCUCGACAGCGUGGAGGAGGUCAUCGAGGGCACAGGCGCGCUGUAUCUGAAGGGCGUCGACCGGCACAACGAGUGGACCGUGUCCGCAUUCAUACCCACGGGAGUCAAGUUCAUUCUCCUGCACGACGUCAAGAACGACGACGGGAUCCGGCUGUUCUUCAUCGACCUCUGGGAGGCAUACGUCAAGAUACUGCUAAACCCAUUCUUUACCACCAACACGCCGAUAAAAAGCCCGGCGUUCGAAGCCAGGGUGAAGAGCAUCGCCAAGCGGCACUUGUAGACAUAUCGAAAUAAUAAUGC
Cryptococcus deneoformans JEC21 is the source of this 396-nucleotide messenger RNA. RefSeq names its product ER to Golgi transport-related protein, putative. The coding region runs from base 80 to 376 and encodes 98 amino acids. The record is from RefSeq and is a predicted model, not a curated record. Gene Ontology annotation, biological process: endoplasmic reticulum to Golgi vesicle-mediated transport. NCBI's taxonomy places the organism in Eukaryota, Fungi, Basidiomycota, Tremellomycetes, Tremellales, Cryptococcaceae. Gene Ontology annotation, cellular component: nucleus; TRAPP complex; cytoplasm. The transcript is spliced from 4 exons.